Talaromyces stipitatus ATCC 10500 is the source of this 1266-nucleotide messenger RNA. RefSeq names its product peroxisomal membrane protein receptor Pex19, putative. Gene Ontology annotation, cellular component: peroxisome; peroxisomal membrane. Gene Ontology annotation, biological process: protein import into peroxisome membrane. The coding region runs from base 1 to 1128 and encodes 375 amino acids. NCBI's taxonomy places the organism in Eukaryota, Fungi, Ascomycota, Eurotiomycetes, Eurotiales, Trichocomaceae. The transcript is spliced from 3 exons. The record is from RefSeq and is a predicted model, not a curated record.
AUGGCAUCCACAGAUCAGGCCGGCGAGACCGCGGAUAAGCGCGAUGAGCAAAAGACACCUCUUGCCGUUGAAAAUAAAGCAGAACUAGAGGUCAAUGAUACGACGAAACUGAUGACAGAUGAUGAAGGCUCCGAAUGGGAGGAUCUAGAUGAAGUGCUAGACGAUUUCAGCGGCCCGAAACGACCAACACAAUCCACCGCGUCAUUGUCCUCAAAGCCGUCGCAUUCUCAGAAUGAUGCAUCAGAAGAUGCAUUUAUGAAACAACUAGAGGCAGACAUGCUCGCCCAGCUACUAGGUGCAGGUGGUGAACCCAGUGGCGAGGGCAAGGAGAAUGCAGCAGCACCAACGACAAAACAGACGGAAAAGGGCGCUCUACUAGACGAUCUGAGUUUCCUGCAAAACAUGUCAGAAAAGGACCUGGACAAAUUCGGCGAGUUAUUAGAAUCAGAGGGCGGAAUGACAAAAAUUGUUCAAGAGCUCUUCGGUUCAGAUGGGCCACCGGCAGGGGAUUCAACAAAAGGGAAGGACAAGCCUGUUACAGCGGCUGGAGAACCGUUCCAAGACACCAUUCAACGAACUCUAGAUCGCAUGAAAGAAUCAGGCGACAAGAUCACGGUAGAAGCUCAAACGAACCAGGACAAAUUAAUCGAUGCAUCGGUCAUGAAAUUGAUGGAAAUUAUGAACGAGACAGCUACGAGUGGCGGCAGUUUUAAUAUCGAGGAGGUAUUCAGUGAUAUUAUCAAAGAAAUGUCUAACAAGGAGAUGUUGUACGAGCCUAUGAAGGAGUACAAUGUCAAAUAUGGUCCUUGGUUGGAAGAGAAUAAGGCCACACUAUCGUCAGAGGACUAUGAGCGAUUUGAGAAACAGGCUGGUGUGGUGAAGAAGAUUGUCGAGAGAUUCGAGGCUGAGGAUUAUACGGAUGAGAAACCGGAAUGCCUUGCUUCGAUUUGGGAUCUUAUGCAACAGAUGGAAGCUUGUGGUCCUCCUCCAGAAGACCUCAUCAAAGGUUCUAUGGGCGACGGAGUCCUACCCAGUCUUACCCCGUUUUUAGAUCGUAAUGAGCCUGAAGGGGACAAAGGUAACAAAGAUCCCGACCAGAUACCUCCUCCAGAAUGCAACCCGCAAUGAACGACAAUUUAGAAAUGAAGUUGUUGUCUUUAAUCUAUGUGGAAACUUGGAACAAUUUCGACAUGUGAUUCGGUUCUUGCCAAGGGAUGCUCUCGGCAGUGCAAAUUAUGUAUAUAGAAAGACGAUGACUCCUUUUUA